AUGUGGAACGGGCAAAGGCACCUCUCUCCGCGCCAUCCGAGCCUCCAGGGCAUGCAGCUUUCGAUAUCCGCCAUCAGCAUCGGGAGGAAGAGAUCGGGGCAACCUGGUCACUGGAGCACUCGCUGCACCACGGCGACAGAGUGGAAAUACUGCCAGGAAACGGCGUCGCGCAAAGAGCGCUGGUCGGACGCCCACUCGGAUGCUCUCCAGCGUCGCCCUCUCGUGGUCUCCGCGCCCACCGAUUCGACCAGACGGUGUCAGGAUGCAAAGGGGCUCGAGGACUGGCGAUGUACCACCACCGCCAGCAGCAGCGCGAGGCGGUACAACAAGGUUAUUGCCAAGCACAAAGCUAAGCAAACCACUCUGAGCGCUGAUUGGCCUGGCCGGAAUUGA
Molecule: messenger RNA, 393 nt
Organism: Coccidioides immitis RS
Lineage: Eukaryota; Fungi; Ascomycota; Eurotiomycetes; Onygenales; Onygenaceae
Exons: 2
Coding region: 1-393 (130 amino acids)
Source: RefSeq, a predicted model, not a curated record